This is a messenger RNA of Xyrichtys novacula (pearly razorfish), 4034 nucleotides long. Lineage: Eukaryota; Metazoa; Chordata; Actinopteri; Labriformes; Labridae. The record is from the annotation of a GenBank genome assembly.
AUGGUGAGGAGCCGAUACUCGUGCUUUAACUUUGAGUUUUAACCUGUCUUAACUGACAUUUACUCAUACUACUCGGUCUCUCUGUAUACAUAAGGUUGUAUUGUAGUAGUUCGAGUAUGCGUUGUUGAGGUAGCUGCCUUAUUAAUGGAAUAAUAUUUAAUUUUUGUCGGUCCGUCUCUGCUAAGCUGUAAACCUAGUCGUGUUGAAAUGACAACAUGGCUGAUGAAUCGGUUCACGGCCUGCUCGUACUGAAUGCUGCUGUAUUGGAAAAGCUCGCGUGUUUGCGUUUAGAAACUCCGGUGCUUUAAAUUAUCAGGUUAGAUAUGUUGGAUUUUAAAUACAGUUUGAAUUCAUGAGAUAGCGUUGACUGUUUGCCUGUUAUAGAGCACCGCUAGCUUGACUAACAUGUGGACUAGCAGCGCUGUCUGGAAUCAGAGGUGUGGAUGUCAUAAGGUGUCUUAUUAACAAUCAUUUAUUUUGUCAUGGUCCAGGCCAAGAUCAAGGCACGAGAUCUGCGGGGUAAGAAGAAGGAGGAGUUGCUGAAGCAGCUGGACGACCUCAAAAACGAACUUUCCCAACUCCGUGUGGCCAAGGUUACAGGAGGAGCUGCCUCCAAGCUCUCAAAGAUGUACGUACUCGAUAAUGAUGAGCAUCGGGGGGAAACCUGUCCUGUCAGAUAAUGAACAAGGUUGGAUCUGGUCGUGAUCGUGCUGCUUUGAGGUUGUCUUGUACAAAGGGGGUAAUAAUGCUUAAAGAAAGUAUCGAUUACCGAUUUGUCGGCGAGCCGAUUAAAUCAGCCAAUUUUAGCCCGUUUGAGACUAAUCGGUAAUCGGUCAAAACUCGCCGAUUUUCGCCGAUAUUUUCUGAAAUAAAAUGUGGAGAAUAAAUGUUCUGCCAUCUAAAAAGUCCCCCGACUUAUCCCUUAAACGCUUUUUAAACGCAGUGGAAUAUUACUGAGAUGAUCAGUGCUGCACAAUAGAAUUAAAAGAACAAACACUAUAGAAAACAUCAAGAUGAAAUAGGUAAAAGCAGGUAAUAAACGUUUAAAAUGAAAUAAAAACACAACAGCAUAAAAGUGAUAAACGGAUCAUAAAAGGACAGAGUUCACACAACUCUCAUGCUGAGCUAAAAGCCAAGGAAUCGCCCGAGUCCUGACUGUAAUCAACCAGACACAGGAGGAGAACUUAAGGAAGUUCUACAAGGAAAGAGAAAUUUGGUACCAUUUGUACUAACAGAACACGAAGCCUUAACUGCUUGGGACCUGGUGCUCUUGUCUAAGAUGAUACAUGUGAGCUGAUGUUUUGCUGAUGCAUUCACAACGCUUACCAAAAGACUGAGACUCUGAAUACCUGAAUGUUCCAACUAAACCAUGACUGUGUUUACCCGGGCUGCAAGAUUAUGAAUCUCAAGGCAUUAUUUGGAUGUGACUGUUGGCUGAGCUCAGCAUUACCACUUAAGUAACAUUUCUACCUCCUAAUAGAUGUCUAAAAGACCUCUGGUGAUAAUUAUCGGCCCCAAAAAAUCCUUCUGCUUUUAUUACACGUUUAAAAAUAAAAAUAUUUAAUACAUUUUAUUUGUAGUGCCAUUUACAUCAAGAGAUCUCAAAGGGCUACAUCUUAAAGGCAAAGAAAUAUCACAGUCAAGGAAUAUAAAUCCAAUCCAAUCAACUUUAUUUAUAUAGCACAUUUAAAAAAAAAACAUUCAAGUUUACUGAAGUGCUGCAGGAUAGAAUUAAAAGAAUAAACACUACAGAAAACAUCAAGAUGAAAUAGAUAAAAGCAGGUAAAAAAAAACGUUUAAAAUAAUAUAAAAACACAAAAGCUUAAAAGAAAUAAAAGUGAUAAACGGAUCAUAAAAGACAUAAAAGGACAGAUCGCACAACUCUCAUGCUGAGCUAAAAGCCAAGGAAUAAAUUGACAAAGUUUGAUGGCAGUGUGUUCAUAUGACCAUGAUUACUUGAUUUACACACUGGGUACCAACAGAAAGAGGGAGAGAGCUAGUGUGCAACACUGAGAUUAUGUAGUUUUGACAUUAUGCAAAUUUUUCAAAUGCCAAUCCAGAGCUGGACUCUGCUGACAUGGUUUUUGUCUUUAAUUUGUCUGACACCCUGUAUCACCUGUACAGUUCAUCCAAAAAAAGUGACUUCCCUUUAACAAAGUUUCACUCCUGAGUCCUUUGUCAGAUGAGCUUCAGGUCUUGAAGGUUGUAAAUUUUGUCUCAAAGUGCAAACCAUCAAUAUGACUAAUGGCUGCAGAGUGAAAUCACACCAGUUUACUGAUCGUUGUAAUGGGCAAAAGCUGUAAAGAAUGAAGGAAAAGUAAGAAGUAGUCAGCUAACAUACAUUAGUAUUAAAAAUGUCAGACAGACAAAAGGGUGACCUUAUCACAUUUAUUUUGGUUGCCAUUUUGAUCCAACUUCUGAAAAAAGUAUCUGUCUCUGUCCCAAUCUGAUACUUGUAUUUGUGAAGAUAACAGAACUUUUUAUAGCUACAAUAACAUCUUCAGCCUCUACCAUCCAACUUGCUCCAGCUACCAUUGCUGUAAGCCGAGUUGAGCUCUAGAUUUACCCACAGAAUAAGUCACAAUCAUUCUUAGUGCUGUAUUGGAAUUAAAGUAUACUUGAAUAUAAAUCUUAGUACCACUUGAAAGCGCUGCAAACAGCCAGGGUUGAAAGGUGGAACAAACCUAUUUUCCCCAUUACAGGGAUGGAGUGACUGUGUAGACCUAUGAAUUGAACCCCCAUCUCUGCAGAUGUUUCGGGCUUGUCACUCCUCGAGGAUAUAUGUCUCGCCUUUUGAAAGUCUAGUUUGAUGCUUUGGCACAGCGGCCUUUUCCUGUGGCAUCAGUGACAGCACCAUAUUUUGCAUGUUUUGUUUUAUAUAUCUGAUCAAGUAGGUAGAACUGGUUCCACUGAUGUGUUCACCACCUACCUCUACCCAGUCGGCUUUUGUUGCUACCUGGGGAGGGUCAAAAGGUAGAGCUACUCUGUCCCACCUUUACACCUUUUGUACAUGACACAGAGCAGACAAAUUGUAAUAGGUGUAAAAUUCCCCUAAAGAAAGAAUUGAAGAGCCUUUGUUUCCCACUAUGAACAGCAAACUGACCCAUAGUUUCACUUUGUUCAUUACAGCCGUGUUGUCCGCAAAUCCAUCGCCCGAGUCCUGACUGUAAUCAACCAGACACAGAAGGAGAACUUGAGGAAAUUCUACAAGGUAAGAGAAAUUUGGCACCAUUUUUAUAAUUUUUACUAACUGUACACAAAGCCUUAACUGCUCGGGACCUGGUGCUCUUGUCUAAGAUGAUACCUGUGAGCUGAUGUUUUGCUGAUGCAUUCACAACGCUUACCAAAAGACUGAGACUCUGAAUACCGGAAUGUUCCAACUUAACCAUGGCUAUGUUUACCCGGGCUGCAAGAUUAUGAAUCUCAAGGCAUUAUUUGGAUGUGACUGUUUGCUAAGCUCAGCAUUACCACUUUAGUAACAUUUGUACCUCUUUAUGGAUGUCUAAAAGACCUGGUGAUGGUUUAAUAAAGCCUGGAGCUUGAUAAACCUGCUGUGCUUGAAGUCAAAGCCCUUUCAGAGUGAUGUCUUGAGUUGAUAAUUUGCAGUCUGUUUAAACAUAAUGAACAUGGCAAUGGCGGUGUGGUAUUUUCACCUUCUCUUGCAUGUCUGCCUGAGCUGGCCUCUCACUUAAACAAGUGUUUAUUCCCAGCUUUGAACAUGUUAAAACAAUGGCGACAUUUCCUUGCAAUAUGCUCUUGGGAAAACAACUGAACUGAAAAUACUAAACCCUUGUUGCAGUAAAAAAAUAUAAAUAUAGUCAAGUUUUUCAUGUUUUCCACUCUUGUCAGUUUUGAAGAUGUACUGAAAUUUAAAUAUCAUUUAGGGCAAGAAGUACAAGCCCCUGGAUCUGAGACCCAAGAAGACCAGAGCUCUGCGCCGCCGGCUCAACAAACAUGAAGAGAGCCUGCGCACCAAGAAGCAGCAGAGGAAAGACCUCCUCUACUCCAUCCGCAAAUUUGCUGUCAAAGCUUAG